UGUUGAAAGUCAGAGGUGCGCGAGCGCCGAGCAGACAGUGAGUGAGUAAGGUGCUGCAGGUGCGGCGCGCGAGCUGAGCGAAGGAAUGUGCGUGAACUGAGCUGAACUUUGCGGGACUUUUUCCUUUAAUUUUUAUGACUUUUUGUGCAAAACGCGCACGGACUCAAUAAACUGUACUAUAAAGAGCUUUGGAACGAGAUGCAUGUGAGUUAGGAGCGCGCGCGCGCGAGCAAGCGAGCGAAUGGCACUCUUACACAGGAUGUAAGUUUUGAAUACGAGCGGACAGAGCGCGCGCAGUGCUGAUGGAGCGCGCGGAGGACUGUAAGGUGUCGGUGUGGGUGUGCCGCGAGGAGAAGCUCGUCUCCGGACUCUCGCGGCGCACGACGUGCGCGGACGUGGUGCGCGCGCUGUUAGAAGAGCAGCGCUCCGCGGCCCCACCGCGCUCCUACUGCAUCGUGGAGAAGUGGCGCGGCUACGAGCGCGCGUUGCCCGCGCGCACCCGCCUGCUGCGCCUAUGGACUGCUUGGGGCCGCGAACGCGAACACGUGCGCUUCGUGCUGGUCCGAAGCGACGCGUCCGUGCCGAGCGGAGGCGCGCGCAGCGCAGAGGCGCGCGUCGUGUCCAGCGCGGAGAGCCGGGAGCGCGCGCUGGAGAUGCUGAGCACGCCCGCGCCGCCGACGUGCUCGAGGGAGAGGCAGAGGCGCGUGGUGCGCAAAGCCUUCAGGAAGCUGGAGAGGAUGAAGCAGAACAGAGGAGGUGGAGAUGAAGGUGGGGAAGAGGAGGAUGAAGAGGGGGAUGAAGAUGGAGAUAUAGAAGGCAGGAAGAAGGGAAAUAGGCACGCGUCCCGGGUGGGAGCGGUGCUGUCCUCCUCCGCAGACAAGAUGGAGACCCUGGUGCAUCUGGUGGUGUCCCAGGACCACACCAUCCGCCAGCAGCUGGAGCGCAUCCGAGAGCUGGACGGCGAGAUCGACAGGUUCGAGGCCAAGGUGCAUCUGGAUCGUGUGCAGAGGCAUGGGGUCAACUACGUGCAGGACACGUACCUGGCUGAAUGCAGCCCGGAGCGGGACGAGGAAUCUGCAGCAGAGGCACAGGAGGAGGAGGAGGAGAAGGUUGAGCGAUUUGAGGAGUACACAGAACGCUGGGACGAGGUCAUCAAGCUUCAGGAGGAACUAGCAGAGAGGGAGGCCCUGCUGGAACAGAUCACAGGUGAAAUCGAAGAGGAGCUCAACCACAGGUGGAUGCGGCGGCGAAGAGAGGAGCUCAAGGAGCCAAAGGACAAACAGACAACAGACAUGAGCGAAGAGACGCCGGCGUCCCUGAGCGUAGGGACCGUCGUACCUCAGGAGGUAAAGGUGGAAACUCUCUCGGACAGUGAGGUUCAGCUGGAAGAGGAGAGAAUCAAAACCCAGCUGGACACAAGUCUGUACAUCGGCCUCCGCUUGAACACAGACCUAGAGUCUGUAAAAAGUGACCUGGACUUGAGUUCGGAGCUGUGGGAGGCUAAAGACAAAGAGCUGAGGGACCUUCUGGAAAAGGUGGACUUUCUGAACAAGGGGGACGAGGAUGAGGACACAGUAGACACCGAAUUCUCUCCUGUCGUCCAGCCUGUCGCUGAAAAGAGCGCCGGCUGGGUGGAGGAAGCGAGGGGGCUUUCGAAAAGCCGUGGCGGUGGGAAUGACGAUGACUCGGACACAGGGUUGAGCUCCAUGCACAGCCAGGAUUCGGAUAACCCGCCUGUGUGCGAGUCGCUGGUGUAACAGGUGGACUGUAGUUGGAAGCACUGGUUGGGACUAUUGCUGAAUGAUAUGGACACAAAUAUUGAUCGAUAAUCACAAUGCACAUCGAUACACCACAGUGUACUUUCAGUGUAUCGUAUUGUGAACACAUGCUGGGACAUGGUUGCAUUAGCCUACAUUAUUGUGGCCAAAAUCAUUGUUGGGUUGGGCCACCCACAAUAACUCUAACCUAAAACAUCUGUGAUUGGUUAGGACGCUCAUAGUACAUGGCGGCUUUUGUGCUUGGGUAGAUUAUAUUCAUCUGCAUAUUGCAGCAAUCAGCAUAGUAAUGAAUGGAUAAAACUGCAAUAACAGUAAAUACACAUUAUACUGUGCAGCCCUAGUAGGAACUCAGGGAACAUUAUGCCUCCGAUGACUCCAUGAAUUCAUGUGUUAUCUCUUUAAGAAAGAGAACCAUUGCAUUGUAAAAUGUAUGUAACGGUAAAUCGUUAACGUAUUUGCCUCACUUAAGCUAUUGGAAUCUGCUUCUAACUGCUACUCAACGAGAAGUUACUAACUAACCAAUGCGCAUGAGAACGUGUGCUGCAUUCCUAGACUUAAGCUGUAACAGGUCUAUAACUGUUAAUAUGUGUUUACCAUAGUCUGUUAAAGGGAAAUUCCACCAAAUUCUCAAAAAUCAUCAACAUUUCUGAAAAGAAAAGUUCUUUCUGAGUGGAUAUUUGUGCAAAAUGGAUCACUGUAUAGAAACAUACAGAGUUUGAUUUCUGAAUUGUGAGAGAUGGUGGUUUUGGUCUAGUUCAAAACCAGUCUUGGAGCAGUCCAUUUAUGGUGAGAAUGUGAUCUAGUCUCGACAUAAUUGAGCUAAAAAGCUGUUCAGUUGCAGUUUAACCUGAUUAAUUACCUAGAUAAUUACUGUAUCUAUAAAUAAAUCCCACCAAAUUCUUAAAAAUCAUAAAAAGUCUGGACAAUUCAGGUCACUCAAAGUGAAGAUUGAUGUGAAGUAGAUAAUUGUGUAGUCAUACAGAGUUUGAUGUAUUUACAGUGGUGGUGAAUGGAACCAGGAAAAGUGACAUCAACAUUUAUUUACUAUCCAGAUUCAGCAGUGAACUUAGACAAGCCAUCUGAAUGGUAUCCACCAUAUUUUUCUUAAUGCUAUCUAUGUAUACUAUGUGCAGGUUAAACCAACACCAGAAUAUCUUUACCCAGAGAAAUGGCUGAUUAUAAAUCUCUGGUGAAGUUAGUGUUGUUGGGUGCUAUUGAAACUCUUAGGCUAUCUUAGCUUUUAGCUUAGCUCUAAAGCUAACAUCUUACCUGCCAGAGUUACUCACCAAAGCACUCAACGCAUCAGUAACAACAGAGCUUUAUAACUAGGUUUUACCGCUACAAAAUGAUGAGAGCAGAUGUAUGGACUAUUAUGUAUGCAGUUAAAUAUACUGCAUACAAUCAUUGCUAAAGCUAUUAAUACAAUAACAUCUCAAAAUAAAAUUAAAUAGCCUGUUACAAUGCUGGGUUAGCAUAGCUUCUACAGCAGGCAUGUAGAAAGUACUGCUCUAUCAAAAAAAAGUGAGUUGAGAAGAAGUUAAUGUGUUUUUUAUGCUCCACACUUAAGUAGAAGUACUAAAGUUACAGAUAAUUGUAACUAGUAACGAUGCAGUGCAUAAACAAUAUAUCAGAGUAAAAGUAUUAAACUCAUCCAAAAUAUGUAGUGAAGUUACAGAUACAGUAUUUUAGUACUUAAGUACAGUAGUGAAGUAAAGCUAAUACUCCAGUCGAUACCGAUACAGCAUUUUAGUAUAAAAGUACAUUAAUAAAGUAAAAAAAUAAUAUAAUAAAACUCAAUUUUCAGUACUUAGUUCUACUUUGUUACUAUACAUCUCUGAAUAUGAUAGAAACAUAAACCAUUUUAUGAAUAACACAAAGGCAGAAAAACGAACUUUUGAAAUAGGGCAUUAAAAAAUAAGGUGAAUAAAAUUAUGGUAAAGUACUGGUAAACCUUGAAAGAAAAUAAUAAAAUUAAUUUGAGUGUGUUCCUCAGAUAAACACACCCCUAUUCGUAUCCCUCUAAACUAAUAUCAGGCAUUGUAUUCAUAACCGUGUUUGUCUAAUAAACCUCUUUUUGAUAAAGUUGUAGAGGUAUUAGACUCUUUAGACAUCCCAUCCAUUCACCACUGCUGUAAACAGAUAUACUGAUGAACUUAGAAAAAAUUCCUCUGUUUCCUUCCACUUUGAAUACAUUCAUAGUGUUAAAAUUUAGAUUUAAUUUCAGAACCAUCUACAAAACUAUGAAAUUGUUUCAUAUCACGAGGUGUAUGUGUAACAGUGUUAUGUUAAUAGCUUUUGUAUGAUGUAGUUUUUUUAUGAUGUAGCACAAUUUGGUCUGGUUAAAACAGACUCUGGUUCGUUUGUAUCCUUGGUGUGGUUUGUUUGGGCAGUUAUGAAAUCAGUAGUAGCACUCAGGUGUGGACCAAAACAACUGCAUUGAGAAUUGCGAGAGGUGGUGGUUUAGUCCAGUUCCAAAACAAUUCUGGAGAGGUUCGUUCCGGUCUCGAUCCGACCCAACUAUCAAAUUUACUUCACACAAUUAAACUAAAAAAGCUGUUCAGUUGCAGUUUACCCUGAUUAAUUACCUGGAUAAUUACCAUAUCCAUGAAGAAACACAGUCUCUGUUGCUAAUCCAUGCUAAGCUGUUUUCACACUAAGCGUGGUAUGUGCAGCGCUCACUGCUCAUGCCCGCGCAACUCUGCUUAAUGUCUCAAAUUCUGUGGCAAAAUUUCUGUGUUCAGUGUAAAAAAACAAAAAACAAAAAAAAAAAAACAGCUUUACACUGUACAACUUUAUGCGCUGGUCCGGAACACAUAAAAACACCUUAAAAAUCGCAAAACAUGUGGUCUCGCUCCAGUACCAAGCAAACUCCAAAUUGAGAAAAUGAUCUGGCCAUGAUCCAACUAUCAUACUAUCAUCAGAUCCAUGAUAAAUUACACACGGUUGUGUGUUAGUCUGGACUACAGGACCUGAUUCCUGUAUUUACUUUUUUGCUCCUUUCCCAGACAAAUGUGACCAAUAAGCAGAGAGAAAAUUCACAAGAGGUCCGUUGUGACAUAUUUUAACGUGCAUGGAUUUUUCUCUGUGUGAAACCAAACCAAAGGGAAAAAUGCUCCAAGUUUAUGAUCUUGUUAACUGAUUUGGACCAGAGCCCACAAACUAUAGGUGUGAAAAUGAUUACAUAUUUUUCACAUAUUUUAGAUGACUGAACAAUUUUGUCAGACCACUCCAAACCUCUCUGAAAGAUUUUUACAGAAAUAUUAAAAACGUAAGUGGAAUUUCCCUUUAGCAGAAGCUGUCAAGUCUGUUGGUUUUUCUGCAACCUAUGUCUCAUGUCACUGUUCCAAUUGUUCCAAUAAAUUAGGCCUAUUUAUUGUAGAAAAAAAAUGACUGCACUGUUCUGCAGAGAUUUAGCAAUCGCAAACACUUUUAUGCUCAAUGUGUCAUCCUGCAAUGUUGUGGAAAUUAAAAUGAUAUUCAU
Molecule: messenger RNA, 5259 nt
Organism: Astyanax mexicanus (Mexican tetra)
Lineage: Eukaryota; Metazoa; Chordata; Actinopteri; Characiformes; Acestrorhamphidae
Gene: rassf10a
Product: Ras association domain family member 10a
Exons: 1
Coding region: 303-1757 (484 amino acids)
Biological process (GO): signal transduction
Source: RefSeq, a predicted model, not a curated record